CAGCUGUAAGGUUAACUUUCAAUAAUAGUCUUUACAACGAACUAAAAAAAAACAAUAAUCUAACAGUUAAGUGCAUAAAUGUGUUUUUUUUUAAAUUAUUUAAAUGGAACAACACUUUCUUUCAAGAUAUAAAUAUUUACUUAUAUGUCUCAUUCCAAAUAUUAUGAUACUUUUCGGCUACUAUGAAAAUUAUAUCAAGGAUCAAAAGGGGAUUAUACUUUUUAAGAAAGUAGAAAGGGCCGACACAGCUUACACAGAUUUAUCAAAAUAUUUAGUAGACACAAAAAACUGUAAAAUCCCAGAUAUUGAUCCUUUAAACAGCGAUGUUUGGCCAUAUUACAAAAAACAAGAUUAUGUCAGUUGCAGAACUAAAGAUUUAUUAACGUAUAUUGAUAGAAACGAGGACAAAAUCUUCCUGAAGAUUGAUUAUACACUCCUAGACGUGUAUAGUCUUUACCCAAUCACUUGUUGCUAUUCGAACGUGAGUCGAGGAAACGGAAAUGACUUAGACGAUAGCAUAAGUUUUUCAGAUUGCGAGGAAUUCCAAGACCGUGUGCAAGUAUAUUCCGAUUUGGUAAAAGUCACCUGCAAGACGGAAUACACCGAGAUUUAUUCAAACGUCCACAGCAUCUUCCGAAAAAACUUUGAGACCCAAAUGAAACGGGAUUCUUUCAACGAUUUUAGUGUUUUGCUAAUUGGUAUAGACACAAUGUCGCAAUUGAAUUUAAUACGAACUAUGCCAAAAACGCAACGUCUUCUGGAGAAAAACAACUGGGUUAAUUUGAAAGGAUAUAAUAAAAUCGAUGAUAACACGUUCCCCAAUUUGAUGGCGAUUUUAAGCGGAAUGAAUUUGUCUCAAGUCAUUAAGAUUUGUAAUCCUGAGAAAAAAUUUAUUGAUGACUGUGAUAUAAUAUGGAAGCGAUUUAGACAAUUCGAUUAUGUUACUGCCUACGCAGAAGAUGAGACAAAAUUGAAUACUUUCAAUUACUUGAUGAAAGGGUUUAAUAAUACUCCUACGAGUUUCUAUUUUCGGCCUUAUUUUCUUGCAGCUGAAACACUGACAGUUGUUACACAAUACCUAUCUUCGUAUUGUACCGGUCCUGAAACUUCAGGUGAACGUAUUUUAAGUCUUAUCAAAGAUUUCUGUACUGUUUUCGUUGACAAAUUAAAAUUCGGUUUGUUUUGGAUGAACACUUUCAGUCACAAUAAUAUUAACACAGCCUCAGGGAUGGACGAUGUUUUUGAAAAAUUUUUGACCGAUUUUAUGGCCAGUCCCGCCGCGGAAACUACCAUUAUGGUGUUUUUCAGCGAUCAUGGUUUCAGGUUCGGCAAAAUUAGAUACACUUACAGUGGUUGGUUGGAAGAACGACUUCCUUUUAAUUAUAUUUGGGUCCCCAAAUCGUUUCAAAGCAAAUAUCCUGAAGCUUAUAAUAAUCUUAAGAUUAAUGCGAACAGAUUGACCACCCCCUAUGAUCUUUAUAUGACACUUCAGGAUAUUUUGUAUCGCUCAAAUAAUAAUUAUGUGAUACAGCCAAGUCUUGCAUGUCCCAAUUGCCGAUCUUUGUUUCAAAGAGUUAAUGAGGAACGGUCGUGUGAUGAUGCUUCUAUUUCGCAACACUUGUGUACUUGUAUGGGACAUUCCCCCAUUGAUCCAAAUUCGAAAAUUGUGAAGAAAGCGACUUAUUUUGCUUUAGAUAAAUUGAAAAGUACGAUAAAUUCGUUUCACGACGGGCCAAGUAUGUGUUCUACUUACGACUUGAAACAUGUUAUUUCGUCAGGAAUAACCGAUACUUUUUACAACAAGAAACACGAAUCUUUCAAUUAUUUACUUAUAGUUUUUGAGACUUUCCCAAAAGCUGUGUUUGAAGCGACUGUUAGUGUUUCUUAUCAAAAUUUCAUUCCGUUAUUUACUUUGCAAGGGAUUAUUAGUCGAGUCGAUAGGUACGGGAAUACAAGUGCUUGUGUCAAAAAUCCAGUUUUGAGGAAGUACUGUCACUGUAAUAGUUUUUAUACGUUUAUGAAAAAGACUGUAGAUAUAUUGUUUAAUAAUUAAAACGAUUUUUUGUG
Molecule: messenger RNA, 2067 nt
Organism: Tribolium madens (black flour beetle)
Lineage: Eukaryota; Metazoa; Arthropoda; Insecta; Coleoptera; Tenebrionidae
Exons: 3
Coding region: 104-2053 (649 amino acids)
Source: RefSeq, a predicted model, not a curated record